UGGACCAAAUGCUGAGUGAACUGGAGAGACGGCGAGAUGAGGGUGCUGGGAAUGCUUCUCCAUCAGCUUGGAUGGAAGAUACUUUGGGUCCCUUGGGGUCUCCUGCAGAGGUGUCUGCUGGAAGGACUUUUCCAACUCCUGAACUGAUUCCUCUGCACAUGCCCAGCUCACAUGGCAGGGGUCCUCCAACAGCCAAGAACCAAAGUCCAGGAGAGAAAAAAUCAUUUAAGUCAAAUGAAGUUGUGAAAGAAAUUUUGAAGGAACUUCAGAAAGGGCACGGGAUGGACCAAGGGGCUCUGUGGAAGGCAGCAUUCCCCAAAGGAAGCAGUGGCUCCGUGCCAGGCUCUGCUGACGGAAGGGAGGCGAUGCCAGGCACGGGCACACGGGAUGAGGGUGCUGGGAAUGCUUCUCCGUUGGAUUGGCUGCGUGAAGUUUUGGAGCCCGUCAGGCCCCCUGCAGGGGUGUCUUCAGGGCAGACUUUUCCAGCUCCUCUGCUGGUUCCACACAAGCCCAGCUCACAUGGCAAGGGCCCUCCAAGAGGCAAGAGCCAACCUUCAGGUGAAAAGAAAGCCCAGGAGUCAUCUGAAGGCAUGAGACAAAUACUAAAUCAGCUGGGCCUUGGUCAGGAGGCAGCUGGUGCCACAACACGUGCUCCCAAAAUCCAGGAGAGCACUGGCAGAGGUUUCUGUCGGGGAACACGCUGUCUGACCGUGAUAAUGGCAAGCAUGUUGGGCGGGCUGCUUGUCAUUAUGUUGUGCUGUGCUGCAGUCUGGUACUGGAGGGUGAGAAAACGGCCCCUCUCUGCACCUGCUCCAGACCAGCCAGACACCUCAGGCAGGAAGAGCUGGACCUCUCAUCUCUGCACAUCCUGCCCAUACCCGGCUGCACUGACACAGCUGAAGAACCGGCUUCUCAACCUCCAACGGUCACCCAAACAAGCCCCUCCACCCCAGAGCCCCGUGACCCCACCCUCCAGCCCGGUCUGA
Empidonax traillii (willow flycatcher) is the source of this 986-nucleotide messenger RNA. RefSeq lists its product as uncharacterized. The coding region runs from base 9 to 986 and encodes 325 amino acids. The record is from RefSeq and is a predicted model, not a curated record. NCBI's taxonomy places the organism in Eukaryota, Metazoa, Chordata, Aves, Passeriformes, Tyrannidae. The transcript is spliced from 11 exons.